Acanthosepion pharaonis is the source of this 516-nucleotide messenger RNA. NCBI's taxonomy places the organism in Eukaryota, Metazoa, Mollusca, Cephalopoda, Sepiida, Sepiidae. The record is from the annotation of a GenBank genome assembly.
AUGUAUCUCUUUCUCUGUCUUUCUCUCUCUCUCUCUCUCUCUCUCUCUUUUGAACUAAUUCAGACUUUACCCUGCAUUCGUUUCUCUUCCUCUUCCUCACUCUCUCUCUCUCUUUCUCUCUUUCUCCCUUUGUCUCCCUUCAAUCUAUCUUCUUUACCCUAUCUCCCACACCCUUUCAUUUUAUUCUCCUUGCUCUCCUUCUUUCUUCCUUUCUCUCCCUCCUACAACCCUUUGCUCUCUUUCUCGUCUUUUCUCUUACCUGCCACUCAUUUUCAUUUCUCCUCCCUUUCUCUCCUUCUCUCUCUCUCUCUUUCUCUUCCGCCUACAACCCUUGCCUCUCUUUCUCUUCUUUUCUCUUACCUGCCACUCUUUUUCACUUUCUACUCCCUUUCUCUUUCCCUUAUUCUUCUGCCUACAACCCUACACUCUCUCUCUCUUCUUUUCUCUGCCUCCCACUCCUUUUCUCACUCCCCUUCUCUCCUCCUCUCUCCCUUUCUCUCCCUCUUUCUCUCUUAA